CGGGCUCGGGCCUGGCGACAGCGGCGACACCGCGGAGCCCCGAGCGAGAUGGCCGAGUCCCCGCCGCCCGGCGCGGCUGCCCAAAGUUGCGGCGAGGACCCGGAGAGGGGCGGGGAGCGGAGACCCCAGGAGCCGGAGGAGCCGCGCGGUGCUGCCGCCCGCGGCACGGACCGGGAGGACGAGGAGGGGCCCGAGGAGCCGGACUCGCCGGUGGCCGCCCCCUUCUUCCUGCUGUACCCGGGCGAUGGAGGCGCGGGCUUCGCAGCGCGUCCGCCGCCGCAGCGCGCCUGGAGGACCCCGCCGUCGCCCGGCUCCCCGCUGCCCUUCCUGCUGCUGAGCUACCCGAGCGGCGGCAGCGGCGGCAAGCACCACUCUUGGGAGGAUUUGACAGAUUUGGUGGAGCAAGUGCGUGAUGAUACAGAAGAUCCUAAUUAUCUCAUGGCUAACGAACGAAUGAACCUGAUGAACAUGGCAAAGCUGAGCAUCAAGGGCCUCAUCGAAUCGGCCCUGAACCUGGGGCGGACCCUGGACUCUGACUACGCACCCCUCCAGCAGUUCUUUGUGGUGAUGGAGCACUGUCUGAAACACGGCUUAAAAGCCAAGAAAACUUUCCUUGGACAAAACAAAUCCUUCUGGGGGCCACUAGAGCUGGUGGAAAAGCUCGUUCCAGAAGCUGCAGAGAUAACAGCAAGUGUUAAAGAUCUCCCAGGACUUAAGACACCAGUUGGCAGAGGAAGAGCCUGGCUUCGUUUGGCAUUGAUGCAGAAGAAGCUUUCCGAGUAUAUGAAAGCCUUGAUCAACAAGAAAGAACUUCUCAGUGAGUUCUAUGAAGCCAAUGCCCUCAUGAUGGAAGAAGAAGGAGCUAUUAUUGCUGGUCUUCUGGUGGGCCUGAAUGUCAUCGAUGCCAACUUCUGCAUGAAAGGAGAAGACCUGGACUCUCAGGUUGGAGUUAUAGAUUUUUCAAUGUAUCUCAAAGAUGGAAACAGCAGUAAAGGUAGUGAAGGAGAUGGUCAGAUUACUGCAAUUCUAGACCAGAAGAACUAUGUAGAAGAACUCAACAGACAUCUGAAUGCUACUGUAAACAACCUUCAGGCAAAAGUAGAUGCAUUAGAAAAAUCCAACACUAAACUGACAGAAGAGCUUGCUGUCGCCAACAACAGAAUCAUUACCUUACAAGAAGAAAUGGAACGAGUAAAAGAAGAAAGCUCCUAUCUACUGGAAUCCAGUCGGAAGGGUCCUAAGCAAGACAGAACUGCAGAAGGGCAAGCACUGAGUGAAGCAAGAAAGCAUCUAAAGGAGGAGACACAGUUACGAUUGGAUGUUGAGAAAGAACUGGAGCUCCAGAUCAGCAUGAGGCAGGAGAUGGAACUGGCUAUGAAGAUGCUGGAGAAGGAUGUCUGUGAGAAGCAGGGCGCCCUGGUGUCUCUGCGGCAGCAACUGGAUGACCUCAGGGCUCUCAAGCAUGAGCUUGCCUUUAAGCUGCAGAGCUCAGACCUAGGAGUCAAACAAAAAAGUGAAUUAAACAGUCGCUUAGAAGAGAAGACUAAUCAGAUGGCCGCCACCAUUAAACAAUUGGAGCAAAGAUUGCGCCAGGCUGAGCAGGGCCGCCAGUCUGCUGAGUUGGACAACCGGCUCUUCAAACAGGACUUUGGAGACAAGAUCAACAGUCUGCAGCUAGAAGUGGAGGCGCUCACCAGGCAACGGACUCAGCUUGAGUUGGAAUUGAAGCAAGAAAAGGAGAGAAGGUCACAAAACAGGGGCACCAUAGGGAAAGGGACCCAGAAGCUGGAACCCCGCAUGGAUGGGAAGCACAGAACUCAAGAGGAAAACAUUAAACUACAGAAGCCGCUGGAAGAAAGCCACAGGCUGCUGACUCACUCUGCAAAUGAACUGGGUCAGCCCGAACUCUCUGAAAAGCCACAAGUGUGUCAGCUAUGCCAGAGAGAUGACAGCCUGACAAAGAGCAAGUGUACAAACUGCAGAGGAACCUUCUGUGAAGCCUGCACUACAAAUGAACUGCCUCUUCCUUCAAGCAUCAAGCCUGAACGAGUGUGUAACCCUUGUCACAAGCAACUGAUGAAGCAGUACUCCACCAGCCCAUCCUAAAACUGGAAGCCAAGACCCAGGCCAGAGUGUUAAUGCUGAGCCUCUCCCUUCACCUGUUAGAUACAAGAUCCCCUGGGAGCCCGUCAGCAGAAGCAACCAUAGCUGGUAGGACAGAUAGAAGUUAAGCCAGGUCUGUGGGGGAGGCAGUGAUUGGGCCUUUGCUCAUCUCCUCUAAUGAGUGUACAAAUAAAAGCUGCUGAGCCUUUCUCUUCCACACCUAAACAAGCCCACUCUGGAGGGUUUCAAUGCACAUCUCUGGGCUUUCGUAUUUGCAUGAAGUAAUAAAGCUGGGCUGCAGCUGCAUACCUAGCACUGCCUAGCAA
Messenger RNA from Phodopus roborovskii (desert hamster), 2429 nucleotides. It is a transcript of the gene Rufy3, whose product is annotated as RUN and FYVE domain containing 3. Gene Ontology annotation, biological process: regulation of axonogenesis. Gene Ontology annotation, cellular component: cytoplasm. The transcript is spliced from 19 exons. Lineage: Eukaryota; Metazoa; Chordata; Mammalia; Rodentia; Cricetidae. Gene Ontology annotation, molecular function: metal ion binding. The coding region runs from base 49 to 2106 and encodes 685 amino acids. The record is from RefSeq and is a predicted model, not a curated record.